Molecule: messenger RNA, 377 nt
Organism: Paramuricea clavata
Lineage: Eukaryota; Metazoa; Cnidaria; Anthozoa; Malacalcyonacea; Plexauridae
Source: the annotation of a GenBank genome assembly
AUGCAAGGAUUUCGACUGUUUAUAUUUAUUAUUUUAUUUCUACGUAGUGUUUGCUGUUUUCCACAAUAUAAACCUGGCGACUUGGCACCCUCUUUUGUAAUUCAAACUGAAAGUGGCAAAUUUGUUUACAAAGAGAAGGCAUCAAAUGACAGCAAGAAUUCUAAUCCAAUUAUAUUCUGUGCAUUUAACAAGCAUUCUGCAUUUUUGAGAGCUUUAUGGACUGAAGAGGGCUCAGUAAGGCGGUUACUUGAGCGAUCGCCUCGAAACACUCGGUAUGUUUUCCUCUCUCUUUCGGAGAAUGCAAAACAUGAUGUGGAAUAUAUGCAGAAGAAAAUUUUUGGUGAAAUGACAAAAUUGUAUAAUGAGAAGAAAGAUAA